Messenger RNA from Microtus ochrogaster (prairie vole), 3165 nucleotides. RefSeq names its product collagen type IX alpha 3 chain (gene Col9a3). The record is from RefSeq and is a predicted model, not a curated record. Gene Ontology annotation, biological process: extracellular matrix organization. Gene Ontology annotation, molecular function: extracellular matrix structural constituent conferring tensile strength. Gene Ontology annotation, cellular component: collagen type IX trimer. Lineage: Eukaryota; Metazoa; Chordata; Mammalia; Rodentia; Cricetidae.
CAUGUCCUGUAAACCCAGGGCAGUGUUACUCAGGAAAUUCAGAUUCCCAGAAAAGGACAGCCCUGAUCGCCUUGAUCUUCAGGCUGCCGCUUUCCUCUUCCUUCUUGCUCCCUCCUGGGGAUCGGGGUGCAGCAUAAUUAUGAGGCUUUCCAGUGGUGGCUGAAAUGAACCGGUCCACCCCUACCCCAACUAGAGCCUGGAUCCAAGCUUAAGAGAGAGGGCAGGGAUGACUAGCCAGAAGUGCUGGGCUGUCUGCCGUGGUAGGCAUCCUCAAGGGAGAUUUACCCACCGUGAUCCUCUUGGGAUUUGGGCAGCUUGGGCGUGCCCUUCGCAGUUCUCAAAAGAUGUCCUUUACUGUGGCGCUUCUUCCUGGCCACGAUCUGGCAGAGGAGUGGGAGAGAAAAGAGUCUUUCUUGUGCGCUGAAAGCCCAUGUGGCCCCCCGCCGGCCCAGGUGGGCCCAGUUGAAUGGGGGGCUUGUGCGCGGGUGGGGCGGGGCAGGGCGGGGCGCUCGGCCUCGCACCGCCCCCAGCCCCUCUCCCCACCCUGCUGCCAGGCGCCAUCCGCUCAGAGCGCCCGCCAGCCAGCCAUGACCGGAGCUCCCGUCCUAGCCCUGCUACUGUUGGGGCAGCUUCUGACGGCCCCCUCCGCACAGAAAGUGGGACCUCGAGGCCCCCCUGGUCCACAAGGGCCUCCUGGGAAGCCCGGCAAGGAUGGCAUCGAUGGAGAAGCUGGCCCCCCAGGUCUGCCUGGCCCUUCAGGGCCCAAAGGGACCUCAGGGAAGCCGGGGAAGCCAGGAGAGGCAGGACUGCCAGGACUGCCUGGUGUGGAUGGCCUGACCGGGAGGGAUGGACCCCCAGGACCCAAAGGUGCCCCUGGAGAACGGGGAAGUCUGGGACCCCCAGGGCCACCAGGACUUGGGGGCAAAGGCCUCCCUGGACCUCCUGGAGAGGCAGGAGUGAGUGGCCUCCCAGGUGGAGCUGGUCUGCGAGGUCCCCCGGGACCCUCUGGACUCCCAGGCCUGCCUGGUCCCCCAGGACCUCCUGGACCUCCUGGAAACCCUGGAGUCCUCCCUGAAGGUGCUACUGAUCUUCAAUGUCCUGCCAUCUGCCCUCCAGGCCCUCCUGGACCCCCAGGAAUGCCAGGGUUCAAGGGGCCUACUGGCUACAAAGGGGAACAAGGCGAAGUUGGCAAAGACGGUGAGAAGGGUAAUCCCGGCCCCCCUGGGCCUCCUGGCAUCCCAGGCACCGUGGGGCUGCAGGGCCCACGAGGAUUACAAGGACUUCCAGGGCCACUUGGGCCACCUGGGGACCGGGGUCCCAUUGGGUUCCGGGGCCCCCCUGGGAUCCCAGGAGCACCUGGGAAAGUGGGUGACAGAGGCGAAAGGGGUCCAGAAGGGUUCCGAGGCCCUAAAGGUGACCUGGGCAGGCCUGGUCCCAAAGGAAUUCCUGGAGUGGCUGGACCGGGUGGAGAACCAGGCAUGCCAGGCAAGGAUGGCCAGGAUGGCGUGCCAGGGCUUGAUGGCGAGAAGGGAGAGGCUGGUCACAAUGGUGCCCCAGGAGAGAAGGGCCCCAAUGGGCUGCCGGGGCUCCCUGGCCGAGCUGGGUCCAAAGGCGAGAAGGGAGAACUGGGUAGAGCUGGGGAGCUGGGUGAAGCUGGCCCCUCUGGAGAGCCAGGAAUCCCCGGAGAUGUUGGUGUUCCGGGGGAGCGUGGUGAGGCUGGUCACAGGGGCUCAGUGGGAGCCCUUGGCCCACAAGGUCCUCCUGGGGCCCCUGGCGUCCGUGGCUUCCAGGGCCAGAAGGGCAACGUAGGAGACCCUGGCCUUCCAGGCCCUCAAGGCCUACGGGGAGAUGUGGGUGACCGGGGUCCAGGAGGUGCCACAGGCCCUAAAGGAGACCAGGGCAUUGCAGGUUCUGAUGGCCUUCCAGGGGACAAAGGAGAGCUGGGUCCCAGUGGCCCCGUCGGACAAAAAGGAGAGUCUGGCAGCCGAGGGGAACUGGGUCCCAAAGGUAUCCAGGGCCCCAAUGGCACCAGUGGAGUCCAGGGCGUACCUGGUCCCCCAGGUCCACUGGGCCUCCAAGGCCUGCAGGGUGUCCCAGGCAUCACAGGAAAGCCCGGAGUUCCGGGCAAGGAAGCCAGCGAACAGCACAUCAGGGAGCUCUGUGGGGGGAUGAUCAGUGAGCAAAUCGCACAGUUGGCUGCACACCUGAGGAAGCCAUUAGCACCAGGCUCCAUCGGCAGGCCUGGUCCAGCUGGCCCCCCAGGGCCCCCAGGCCCUCCAGGAUCCAUCGGCCACCCUGGUGCUCGGGGUCCCCCUGGAUAUCGGGGUCCCACUGGGGAGCUGGGAGAUCCUGGACCUAGAGGAAGCCAGGGUGACAGAGGAGACAAGGGUUCAACAGGCGCAGGGCUGGAUGGGCCUGCUGGGGACCAGGGGCCCCAAGGACCUCAAGGUGUGCCUGGAAUCAGCAAAGAUGGUCAAGAUGGUGCUCAUGGCGAGCCUGGCCUUCCUGGUGAUCCUGGCCUUCCUGGAGCUGUUGGUGCUCAGGGAACCCCAGGGAUCUGUGACACCUCAGCCUGCCAAGGAGCUGUGUUAGGAGGGGGUGGGGAAAAGUCAGGUCCUCGGAGCUCAUAAACAACUUUAGGAACUGACUGAAAACGCACUCCAGCAGGCAGCAGUCAUGAUUACUAGAAAUGGACAGUACGGCUAGCUACAGUCAGCUAGUCCUUCCUGGCCUGCUGCCUGGACCCCCAAGAGCAUCUACUGGCACCACUGUCACUGUCACAUCUGCAGGAUUAAUGGCAACCCAUUCAUCUGUGACAGCAUACCUCAGGCACAGGCCCUAGGGAUGGGGACUUAAAACCAAGCAUCUGGAAGGGAUGGUGUACCUAAGAGGUUUUGUUUUGUUUUUUUGUACAAUUCCAUGAGAUAAAAACACUCAAGAGACUUGUUUACAUAACAUUUAUAUAAAGCCUAUGACAGAGUACCAAUAAAGCAACCUGCUAACCUUCAGAUGAACACUGGCUACAGUGAUGAAGGUGAGGAACUUGAUGUCUGUUUCACCUGCCUUCUAUUGCAAACAGAACAUCUCUGACUCCCAGUAUUUAUUGAAGGAACUACACUGCACCGUCUGUACAAUAAAUAAAGCUACUCACUGGAAACCUGUGUU